Molecule: messenger RNA, 805 nt
Organism: Cornus florida
Lineage: Eukaryota; Viridiplantae; Streptophyta; Magnoliopsida; Cornales; Cornaceae
Product: large ribosomal subunit protein uL11
Exons: 1
Coding region: 62-562 (166 amino acids)
Biological process (GO): translation
Cellular component (GO): cytosolic large ribosomal subunit; ribosome
Molecular function (GO): structural constituent of ribosome; large ribosomal subunit rRNA binding
Source: RefSeq, a predicted model, not a curated record
CUGCUUCUCUGACGCCUCCCCUUGAUUUUUCUCUCUACAAGCACCAUCACAUUGCCGGAAAAUGCCGCCGAAGUUCGAUCCAUCUCAGGUCGUGGAUGUCUACGUCCGAGUCACUGGCGGCGAAGUCGGCGCGGCGAGUUCACUCGCCCCUAAAAUCGGCCCACUCGGCCUCUCUCCCAAGAAAAUCGGUGAAGACAUCGCCAAGGAGACCGCCAAGGACUGGAAGGGUCUCCGAGUCACCGUGAAGCUCACCGUCCAGAACCGCCAGGCGAAAGUCUCCGUCGUCCCCUCCGCCGCCGCUUUGGUCAUCAAAGCCCUCAAGGAGCCCGAGAGGGACCGCAAGAAGACGAAGAAUAUCAAGCACACUGGCAACAUAUCGCUUGACGAUGUGAUCGAGAUCGCGAAGAUUAUGAAGCCGAGAUCGAUGGCCAAGGACUUGGGUGGGACAGUUAAGGAGAUCCUGGGCACGUGCGUGUCUGUCGGGUGCACCGUUGAUGGCAAAGACCCCAAGGAUAUGCAGCAGGAUAUCACCGACGGCGAUGUCGAGAUUCCUCUGGACUGAUUGUGAUGAUUGUGACGAAUUAGGGUUUGUUUUUUAUAUUAUGUUGUUUUAUCAAUCUCAACUUAUAUAAUGUGCCUUUUCAGUUUUGGCGUUUUGAUGGAUCUAUUUUCUGUAGUUCUACUUCAUAUGAAUCUCCGAUUUUUGAAUGUUUGAGCUCGGAUUAUUGAUUACCAUUUGAUGCGGAGACAUAAUUUUAUAUUAUUAGCUUGUCGGAAUUUAAUAUUAUCCACAUGAAUUUGAUGA